UAAUGAUCGACCAGCGUGGGGGUGAAGCUGAAGUCUGCCCGUCCCCUGCAGUCUGCAGACGCCAUGGCUCGGCUGGUGGAGUGUGUUCCCAACUUCUCUGAGGGUCGAGACAAACAGGUGAUCGAUGCCAUCUCAGCAGCCAUCUCAGAGACCCCGGGCUGCAGCCUGCUGGACGUUGACCCGGGGGCCUCCACCAACCGCACCGUCUACACCUUCGUGGGUCCCCCGGAGGCCGUGGUGGAGGGGGCGCUGAACGCCGCCCGCCGGGCCUUUGGCCUCAUGGAUAUGAGCAAACACUCGGGAGAACAUCCACGGACCGGAGCGCUGGACGUCUGUCCCUUCGUCCCCGUCCAGAACGUCAGCAUGGACGACUGCGUCCGCUGUGCCGACGAGUUUGGACGGAAGCUGGCAGAGAUGCUGCGUGUUCCUGUUUAUCUGUACGGAGAAGCAGCUCGGUCCGACUCCAGGAGGAGUCUGCCGUCGCUGCGGUCCGGAGAGUACGAAGCUCUACCUGAGAAGCUGAAACGUGCAGAGUGGGCCCCGGACUUUGGCCCCGCCCUCUUCGUACCGUCAUGGGGCGCCACGGUAACCGGCGCUCGCAAGUUCCUGAUCGCAUACAAUGUGAAUCUGAUCGGCACCAAAGAACAGGCUCAUCGUAUCUCCCUGGACAUCCGCGAGCAGGGCCGAGGGAAGGACCAGCCAGGGCUCCUGAAGAAGGUGCAGGGGAUGGGUUGGUACCUGGAGGAGGCCAACCUUGCUCAGGUGUCCACCAACAUCCUGGACUUUGAGCUGACGCCGCUCCACGCUGUGUAUGAAGAGAUCUGCAGGGACGCUGAGGAGCUGAAGCUACCGGUGGUCGGCUCUCAGAUCGUAGGGUUGAUCCCCCUGAAGGCUCUGCUGGACUCUGCUGACUUCUACAUCAAAAGAGACCAGCUCUUCAUCAUUGAAGAAGAGCACAAAGUCCGCCUGGUGAUCAGUAAACUGGGCCUGGAUUCCCUCGGCCCGUUCAACCCAAAGGAGAGAAUCAUAGAGUACAUGGUGAAGUCCCAGGAGGAAGGCGGGCUUAUAUCUCUGUCUCUGCAGCAGUUUGUUCACAGCGUUGGAGCUCGGACAGCAGCUCCAGGAGGGGGAUCUGUUUCUGCUGCCAUUGCUGCCCUGGGGGCAGCACUGGGCGCCAUGGUGGGACAGAUGACAUAUGGAAAGAGACAGUUUGAGAACCUGGACAGCGUCAUGAGGAGGCUGAUUCCUCCGUUUCAUCAGGCCAUGAACGAGCUGCUACGCAUGGUGGAUGCUGACUCCACCGCCUUCAGCAGCUACAUGGCGGCGCUGAAAAUGCCCAGGAACACAGCAGAGGAGAUGAAAAGAAGAGAAGCUGCCAUGCAGGAAGGUCUGCAGCAGGCUGUGGCCGUCCCUUUGGCUCUGGCUGAGAAGAUCAGCAUCCUCUGGCCGCCUCUGAGACAAAUGGUUCAGUACGGCAACAUUGGCUGCAAGUCAGAUGCUCAGGUUGCAGCUAAAGCCCUGGAAACGGCCGUUUUUGGAGCGUACUAUAAUGUCCUGAUCAACCUCAAAGACGUCUCAGAUGAAGCCUUCAAACUGGCCACACAGAGACGAGUUUGUGAGCUGCUGCAGGAAGCCAGAGACAACGUGACCUCCAUCCUGGACGCUGCUGACAAGAGACCAUGACAACGUGGAAGAAAUAAAACCACCAUUGAGAAAAAGUGUUGAUUUGUUAUUUAUGCAGCAAGCAAGCCUGGCUCACUUCUGAGUACACCUGCUCUAAAUACUUUCUACAGCCUUGUUUUCACUAAAAACGGGAACUGGUUGUCUUCUCAGCAGGUUUUAGCACAGAGGAAGACAGAUGUCCUCUCUAGAUGGUCCAGAGUCCUGGUUCCCCUCUGAUCCUCUGUUCUGCUCAGCUCAGCUUCAUACAAGCAUCAGUGAGGAUGAUUUAGUCUGACAUCAACAUUUCUUCAUCUGCAGUCAGAGAAAAACCAUCAGAGACAGGUUUCUGCUGAGAUCCUGGUCUGAAGACCAUCUGCUCCAGAGGUGCAGUCAGAGGAACCCUGCAGGCUGCACAGAAACAUAUUUACCAGCAGCAGCACCUGGAGGAACAUCUGGAGAAGGCACCGCAUGGAGAGUCCUGCUGCAGAUCCAUGCUGCUGCCUUCACCUGCAGCUCAGACACACCUUCACCUGA
Messenger RNA from Fundulus heteroclitus (mummichog), 2196 nucleotides. RefSeq names its product formimidoyltransferase-cyclodeaminase-like. The transcript has 14 exons. Gene Ontology annotation, molecular function: transferase activity; folic acid binding. The coding region runs from base 64 to 1683 and encodes 539 amino acids. Lineage: Eukaryota; Metazoa; Chordata; Actinopteri; Cyprinodontiformes; Fundulidae. The record is from RefSeq and is a predicted model, not a curated record.